AUGGCAAAAGUUGAAAUAGUAUCAUCAAGCCUUGUCCCAAUGGCGUCCGUGGACGCAACUCCGAUGUCCCGUCUCGAUUUAACUCCAUGGGACUUGCAAAUGCUCUUACUCGAACCAACCCAAUAUGGGAUUCUAUUUCACAAACCCGCAUUCCCUAUCAAUUUCAUUAUCGAUUACCUCAAAGCCUCACUCUCCCGCGUGCUCGACUACUUCCCCCCACUCGCCGGCCGCCUCUCCACCGAAAAAACCAACAACGAAAAUACGGCCGUUUAUUUCGUCGACUGCAACAACAAAGGCGCCGGCUUCAUCCAUGCAGUCGCCACCGACGUGUCGGUGGCCCAUAUAUUGGAGGCCACGCACACGCCGGAAAUCGUUUUCUCCUUCUUCCCGUUAAACGGGACCCGCAACAUUCACGGGACCUCCGAGCCGCUAUUGGCCAUCCAGAUGACGGAGCUCGAGGACGGCCUCUUCAUGGGUUGCACAGCCAACCACGCCGUUGUCGAUGGCUCGUCCCUGUGGCAUCUGAUCCGCUCGUGGUCCGAGAUUGGCCGUGGCCGUGAGAAAAUAUCGGAAAUGCCCUCAUUCGCGCGCGAUUUCCUCGGAUGGGAAAACCGACCCAUACCCGUCCGUGUGCCCGAGUUCGAUGCGAAGAUCGUGCGGCCCCCGUUGGUCGAGAGGGUUUUCCACAUAAGCAAGGAGAGCGUGGCGAAGCUAAAGGCGAGGGAGAAUUCGGAAGGCCAAGAAUUUACGUCGGUCCAGGUGAUCGUGGCUCAUAUAUGGCGGUGCGUGGCGCGUAGCCGGGAAAAGACGGGCGGGAAGAGGGAGGAAGUUUUUGUAACGGCAGUCGGGGCUAGAGGAAAAAUCCGGGUGCCGGAAGGGUAUUUUGGGAACGCCAUCGAUGUUUCAAGGCUUUGCGUGAGUAGAGAAGAGGUGUUGGGGCGAGCUGCGCUGGGGCUCAAGGAGUUUUUUGGCGGGAAAGGGAAGGAGGAGGUUGUGUUGGGUUUUCUGGAGGAGUGGGUGAAGGAGCCUCGGUUGCACGUGCACGUCGAGGGGAGUUACACGCUGGAUGUGACGAGCUUUCCAAAGUUCGAUGCGUACGGCGGCAUGGGGAAUGUGGGGCUGGGGAAGCCGGUGGCUGUAAGGGGUGGAAAGGCCCAGAAAUGGGAUGGGAGAGUGACGGUUUUUACGGCGGCUGAAGGGGACGGGAUUGAUGUCGAGGUCUGCCUGGCGCCAGAGGUUAUGGCGGCGUUGGAGGAGGACGCUGAGUUCACGGAAGUCAUUUAA
Molecule: messenger RNA, 1284 nt
Organism: Striga asiatica
Lineage: Eukaryota; Viridiplantae; Streptophyta; Magnoliopsida; Lamiales; Orobanchaceae
Source: the annotation of a GenBank genome assembly